AAAGGACCAUUAGAGAAAGUGCCAUCCUCCCUUUUCCGUCCUCUAGAAAACCAAAUUCAUUAUUAUAACCCUAACUCAAAAGGCCCUUUACCCAUAGUUUACAUUUCCCGUGCACCUAACAACGUAAGAAAUCCAUCAUUACUACCCCCACCUCUUCCUUUCCAUUCCUCUCUCCAGAAGUCCUAGCCCUACAAUCUCAAAGACAAACCCAUCAUUCAAAGUCAUAACCGAUACCUAAAAUCCUCAUUCCAAUCAAAACCAACCCCACCAUGCCCACAAAAUUAAGUCAUCAAAUUAAAGCACCGAUGAUCCUCAAUUUGAUCCUUGUGCUUAUUUGUGUCACUACUCCAAUCAAAGGUGAGAAAUCAAGGAAGCUUGAUGAGGUCACAAACGGUAAUGAGAAGUGCACACCAUGUGAAGGUGGUUACACCCCAUCACCACCAAUAGAGUAUUUAUCACCACCACCACCAAUAGAGUAUUUUUCACCGCCACCACCAAUUGUGUAUCCAUCACCACCACCCCCUUCACCCAAGAAACCACCAACGAAGUAUUGCCCUCCACCACCAUCAUCAGCAUAUUUGUACAUGACGGGUCCACCGGGGAACUUGUAUCCCGUUGAUGAGAAUUUUAGUGGAGCUAGUUCCAACCGCCACCAUAGUUUCGCUGUUUUCUUGCCACUUUUAGUUGGCUUGUUGUGCAUGAUGGCCUUUUGGUGAUCAGCUUAUCAAGAAAUUAAUUCAGGCCUAGAAGAAUUCAUGGAUUACCAAUUAAGGUCUCACAUAAGGUAAAGUACGGGAGAAUUUUGUACUCAAGUAAUUUUAUUGUUUGAAAUUAAUGUUCCCUUCUUCGUUUAAUUUGUGAUCCCAAUCUGUACUAUAAUAGCAAUAAUCCUUAUAAUGGCAAUAAUCUUUUGCUAGCUAAUU
Molecule: messenger RNA, 923 nt
Organism: Glycine soja
Lineage: Eukaryota; Viridiplantae; Streptophyta; Magnoliopsida; Fabales; Fabaceae
Product: extensin-like
Exons: 1
Coding region: 270-716 (148 amino acids)
Source: RefSeq, a predicted model, not a curated record